Molecule: messenger RNA, 1010 nt
Organism: Propithecus coquereli (Coquerel's sifaka)
Lineage: Eukaryota; Metazoa; Chordata; Mammalia; Primates; Indriidae
Gene: BEAN1
Product: brain expressed, associated with NEDD4, 1
Exons: 5
Coding region: 231-1010 (259 amino acids)
Source: RefSeq, a predicted model, not a curated record
CGAGCCCCAGCCCGAGCGCGGUGGCAUCCGAGCGGGAACCCGAGCGGGAGCGGGAGCGGGAGCCGGGGCCGGAGCGGGAACCGGAGCUGGAGCCGAAGCUGGAGCCGGCACUGCGGCGCACGGAGCGGAGCGCGGCAGCCAAGCCGAGUGAGUGGAGGGGCCUUCCCUGCGAGAAGUCAGAGCUGUGCCCGGGGGGCAGGCUGGCUCCGCUGUUCUGCUCCAAGGAUUACAUGUCCUUCAAACGUCCCUGCCCCUUAGCGCGAUACAACCGCACCAGCUACUUCUACCCGACAUUCUCAGAGAGCUCAGAGCACAGCCACCUGCUCGUGUCUCCUGUGCUGGUGGCAAGUGCCGUCAUAGGGGUGGUCAUCAUCCUCUCCUGCAUCACCAUCAUCGUGGGCAGCAUCCGCAGGGACAGGCAGGCCCGGCUCCAGCGGCGGCACCACCGCCACCGCCGCCACCAUCACCACCACCACCGCCGCCGGCGGCACCGACACCGAGAGUACGAGCACGGCUAUGUGUCUGACGGACACACAUACAGCCACUCAAGCCGCAGGAUGCGCUAUGCCUGCAGCACCACGGAGGACUGGCCCCCACCCUUGGACAUCAGCUCUGACGGGGACAUGGAUGCCACGGUGCUCCGGGAGCUGUACCCAGAUUCUCCUCCAGGCUACGAGGAGUGCACAGGGCCAGGGGCCACGCAGCUAUACGUCCCCACGGACGCACCCCCGCCCUACUCGCUGACGGACUCCUGCUCCACGCUGGGUGGCACCCUGGACUCGGGCAGCGGCCACGGCCCUCGCCAACACCAGCAGGAGCAGAGGACCCCGGGCCACAGUGGUGUCCGCACCAUCUCCAUGGACACCCUUCCCCCAUACGAGGCCGUGUGUGGGGCCGGCCCCCCAUCGGGCCUGCUGCCACUGCCGGGACCAGGACCAGGGGCAAGGGGCUCACAGGACUCGCCCACCCUAACCCGGGCCCCCGCCUCUGGCCCAGAGAGGAUCAUGUGA